AUGGGCAGGCACUUGCUGCUGCCUGGUCUGCUCCUGUCCCUUCCUCUGACCACAGGCUGGACCGUCUCUAACUGCCUACUGACCGAGGGCUCCUGGCUGCCUCUGCUUUCCCGCUUCUUCCCGAUCUGCCCGUUGGACUCCAGCUUGCCCCUUCUUGCUGCAUGCAACUUGGUGACCAACCUGACACAGACCUUGGAAGCAGUGCCACAGAGUGUGGAGGGGCUCUGUCUUGCUGGUUCCACUUCUGUUCUGCCCCAGGAUGCCUUCUCCAACUUCCUUGGGCUCAAAGUCCUGGGGCUGAAUCUGAAUCUCACCCAGAUCCUGCCAGGAGCUCUCCGGGGCUUGGGGAAGCUGCGGCAUCUCUCCUUCAUGGCUCCCCUCAAAGGAGGAUUUAUCCUCCUACCUCCUGAUGCCCUUGUUGACCUAAGAUCCCUCCAGUACCUUGCUUUCCUGGGCCCCUGCCUGGACGGGAACUUGGGUGUCUGGUUGCCUCCCAGUCUAUAACAGUUGUCUGUCAAGCGCAGUUGCCUUCAGGAUAUACGGGUGCUGGCUGACAUCUUCCCUGAUCUGGUGCGUGGCACCCUCUCUGGGAAUGCCUGGACUCUGGACAUGUUGGAUCUGUCAUUCAGUGGUAAGCUGAUGAUGGCCAGGCCUGGGGCCCUCCAGGGUCUCCGGCUAGGGACUUUGAAUCUGGACCACACAAAGAUGAAGGCAGCUGCAGUAGUGGGACUGGGGCUGCAGAGGUUGGAUGGCCUGUCUAUGAUAUACACUGAUACAGCUGAGCUGCCUGCCUGGACAGUUGCCCACUUUGAGCUGCAGGAGCUGAAUUUGGGAAUUAAUCGGAUAGGGAACAUAUCUCUAGAAGCCUUGGCUUCCUGCCACAGCCUGAAGAGCUUGAGUCUUUGGAGCAGUGGCCUGAUUGAGCUACCACCAGGUUUCCUGGCUGCCACGCCCAGGCUUCAGAAACUGAACCUCACCAACAACCAGUUGCAGAGUGCCACGCUGUGCAGGAAUGAGACAAGGACUGUCUCAGGACUGCUGGCCUUGGAUCUGUCUAAGAAUGGGCUGCAUACCCUGCCCCCCGCUGCCUUCUCCUGUUUGCCCCACCUGCGAGAGCUGGUACUUCAGGGAAACCAGUUGGUUUGCCUGGAAAGCCAGGUAUUUUAGGGUCUACAGAGGCUAGAGACCUUGAAUUUGGGCAACAAUCCACUGGAAAGCCUGGGUGAGGGCUGGUUAGCUCCUCUGCCUGCACUGAACACCCUAAGCCUACUAGACACCCGCAUGGUGCUGAGCCCAGCCUGGGACUUCCGGGGCCCGGAAAGUCUGCACAGCUUGAGACUGCAGUUCCCCUCUGACCCUUCUGGGGUAGGGUUGUCCCCACCGAGGCUGACUAGCUUGGAGCUUCACGCAGUCUCAGGCAUGAAGCAUUGGAAUCUGUCCCCUAAUGUCCUUCCAUUCUUGCAGACCCUGACUUUAAAAGGCUGGGGACUGCAGCUGGAGACCCAGAAUGUCUCCAAGAUCUUCCCUGCCCUUCGUGAACUCUCCCUGCUUGCCAGUAGCUUAGAGGCUCUCUGCUCCCAGGACACCUCCAGUUUUUUCUUGUGGCAGCUCCCCAGGCUCAAGUCCCUGAGGGUACAGGGAGAUGGGCACAGCUCCAGGCCCUGCUGCAUCACGGGGCUGCCCGAGCUCCUGGAGCUGAAGCUGCAGGCACUGCAGUCCCGAGCCUGGCCCCGCCCAGUGCGGCUUGAGGAGCGUGGUGAGCUGCCGAGGCUGCAGGUGCUGGUGCUGAGGCAGACAGGGCUGGAGACGCUGUCUGUGGCUGCCUUCCAGGGCCUGAGCAGUCUCCAGGUCUUAGUGCUAGACUGGGAGAAGGGCCUCGUGCUGGACGACAGCCUCCAGGACCACAGUCCUCGGAUGCCCCAGUACAUGUAUAUUCUGACUUCGUCCUUGGCCUGCCAGUGUGCCAAUGCCUGGGUGGGGCCCUGGUUGGAGUGGUCCCCCAGAACAUACAAGCACAUAGUAACACAGCAGCUGUGCCAGCCAGAAGCUGGGGGCUGCCCCAGGAAUCCCCUUUUCCCCUUUCUCCAGAGCCACUGCUCCAAAACUCUGGGGCUGGGACCCUUUAUGGGAAGCUCUGCCCUGCUGCUUCUGCUGGUCUCCUUGCCUCUCUUAUGAGAAGCCAGAAGCUCCUGGAUCCUCUAUCUCCAGGCCUUGUUCAAGGCUUGGCUCCAGGGUCUGAGGGGUUAGAGGGAUGAAGGCAAGAAUUUCUCUUAUGAUGUGUUCGUGUCCCACUGCAGGCAAGACCAGGGCUGGGUGGUGCAGGAGCUGCUGCCCACUCUGGAGGGCUGCCCUCCGGCUGGCUGGGGGCUGCGCAUCUGCUUCCCUGAGCGGGAUUUUGAGCCAGGCAAGGAUGUGGCCGACAAUGUGGCAGACAGCAUGGCGGGCAGCUGGGUCACACUCUGUGUGCUCAGUAGCUAGGCUCUGAACACCCCCCGCUGCCGCCUGGAGCUCCGCCUGGCCACCUCCCUCCUGUUGGCUGCUCCACAACCCCAGUGCUGGGUGCUGCUGCUGGUCUUCCUGGAGCCUGUCUCCCGCCACCAGCUUCCCCGCUACCAUAGACUGGCCCGGCUGCUCCGCCGAGGAGACUAUUGCAUGUGGCCCAAGGAAGACGAAAAAAAGGGUGACUUCUGGGCAAGGCUGAGGAGCAGGCUGGAGCAGGCUGGGUUAAGGCAGAUUGGCGCAGAUGAUGCUGAAGUGGAUGUCCUCACCUGA
Messenger RNA from Propithecus coquereli (Coquerel's sifaka), 2772 nucleotides. Its product is annotated as toll-like receptor 12. Gene Ontology annotation, biological process: inflammatory response; immune response; toll-like receptor signaling pathway. The record is from RefSeq and is a predicted model, not a curated record. NCBI's taxonomy places the organism in Eukaryota, Metazoa, Chordata, Mammalia, Primates, Indriidae. Gene Ontology annotation, molecular function: transmembrane signaling receptor activity; protein binding. Gene Ontology annotation, cellular component: membrane.